UUUUCUUCAAAACCGAGCGGAGGUACCCUGGCCGUAGCAGUCCCUCAAGUUAAACUGGAAGUUGUUAUCUUUCCUGAGGAGGGCAGGAGGCUGCUUCUACUGUGGAUCUGAAACUCCCUCUCUCUCUCUUGCUUGUUCUCUCUGUGUGUCAGGGUGGAUCAAUGCGAGAGUCUCCGUUUCAUACAAACUCCCAUUCUGUCUCUCUCUCUCUCUCUCGUCUCGGCAGUGGUUGCGUGCAGUAUACCUGGGGGCACAUUUAAACCUCCUUUACCCCCUCAUCUGUCUCACAGCGGGCCCUAAGCACAAUAUGUGGUAGUGGAAGAGACCGGGGUUCGACUGGUCGGGCUCGAAAUGUCGCUGGAGGUAUAGAAGGUAGAACAAUUCACCCCCCUUUCUCAUAACCCCCCUCUUUUCGUUCCCAAGCUUGUUGCUUUGCGAAGCGGCCUAAAAACACAAAAUGUCGACCAGAACGCCAUUGCCCACUGUGAAUGAGCGCGAUACUGAAAAUCACACGUCGGUCGACGGGUACCAUGAACCACAUGUCCAGCCUUUGAAGUCCAGCAGCCGGCAGAACAUUCCCCGCUGCCGGAACUCCAUCACCUCCACCACUGAAGAGCAGCCGCACAUCGGGAACUACCGGCUGCUGAAGACCAUCGGCAAGGGGAACUUCGCCAAAGUCAAACUGGCCCGACACAUACUCACUGGAAGAGAGGUUGCUGUGAAAAUAAUAGACAAAACACAACUGAACCCCACUAGUCUACAAAAGUUACACAUGACCUUGCUUUCUAAACAGCUCUUCCGAGAAGUAAGGAUAAUGAAGAUCUUGAAUCACCCGAAUAUAGUUAAAUUAUUUGAAGUAAUUGAAACAGAGAAGACACUUUAUUUAAUAAUGGAAUACGCCAGCGGGGGAGAGGUAUUUGACUACUUAGUUGCACAUGGCAGGAUGAAAGAGAAGGAGGCAAGGGCAAAGUUUCGGCAGAUUGUCUCUGCGGUGCAGUAUUGCCAUCAGAAGCGCAUUGUACAUAGAGAUCUAAAGGCAGAAAACCUGUUGCUGGAUGCCGAUAUGAAUAUAAAAAUUGCUGACUUUGGUUUUAGUAACGAAUUUACUAUCGGUAACAAAUUAGACACAUUUUGUGGGAGCCCGCCCUACGCUGCCCCUGAACUAUUCCAAGGAAAGAAAUACGAUGGACCAGAGGUGGACGUGUGGAGUCUGGGAGUCAUUCUGUAUACACUAGUUAGCGGAUCAUUGCCUUUUGAUGGUCAGAACCUAAAGGAACUGAGGGAAAGAGUGUUACGAGGGAAGUACCGUAUUCCUUUCUACAUGUCCACAGACUGUGAAAACCUGCUGAAAAAACUCUUAGUACUAAACCCAGUGAAACGAGGCAGUCUGGAACAAAUCAUGAAGGACCGGUGGAUGAAUGUUGGUUACGAAGAGGAGGAGAUAAAACCGUAUCUUGAACCAGAGCCAGACUUCAGUGACACUAAGAGGAUAGAUUUGAUGGUGACUAUGGGGUUCUCAAGAGAUGAAAUUACAGAGUCUUUAAUUGGCCAGAAAUAUGAUGAAGUCAUGGCCACUUACCUUCUACUAGGCAGAAAACCUCCUGAGUUUGAAGGAAGCGAGUCAGUACCCAACAGCAACCUGUGUCAAAGGUCACGGCCCAGCAGUGACCUCAACAACAGCUCCACGCAGUCCCCAGCGCACUCAAAGGUCCAGCGUAGCAUUUCAGCCAAUCAGAAGCAGCGGCGGUUUAGUGAUCAUGGUGGGGAUGACAUUCAACCAACUGCUCCAACCAUUCCACCGGCCGUGUCAUACACUAAACGAGCUCAAGCAAACAGCGUGGAGAGUGACCAGAAAGAAGAAUGGGACACUUCCCGCAAGCUCGGCACCACGACUGUAAGCUCCAAAGGGGAUAUGCCUGCAAGUCCACUGGUCGGUCCGGACCGGAAGAAGUCUACCACCGCCACUGCUAACAAUGUGCUUCCUGGAGGAGGGAUGACCAGAAGAAACACUUACGUGUGCGAACGCUCCAGCACCGACAGAUACUCCGCUAUACCCAAUGGAAAAGACAGCAGCCUAACUGAAAUGUCAGCUUGUGCAAGCGGUACUGGCGCUGCAGCCUCUGCCUUGCCCUCGACCAGGCCGCGCCACGUAAAAUCCAUGUCAGCCUCCGGGCACCCCAUCAAAGUCACGCUGCCUCCCAUCGAGGAUGACACUGAGGCCUACAGACCAAGCACUGCAACUGCAACUCCUCGGGCCCCUGCUGCUUCUCCAUCUGCCCACAGCAUUAGCAGCACCACUCCGGACCGAACCCGAUUCCCCCGCGGCAGCUCCAGUCGAAGCACUUUCCACGGGGCCCAGCUCCGUGACCGCCGCAACGCCACCUACAACGGACCGCCCGCCUCGCCCUCUCUGUCCCACGACACGGCCGCUCUGUCGCAGGCCCGGAGGGGCACCUCCACCGGCAUCAUCGGCAAGAUCACUUCCAAGUUCGGACGCAGAACUAUGUCUUUCAGGUUGUCCAGAAGGGGUCAAAGCGAGGGCGAAGCCAGUGGCAGAACUGACAUUUCAAGGAGCACCUCAGGGGAACCGAAAGAGCGGGACAAGGAGGAUGGCAAGGAUCCGAAGCCACGUUCUUUGAGGUUCACCUGGAGCAUGAAGACCACCAGUUCCAUGGACCCCAACGACAUGAUGAGGGAGAUCCGGAAAGUGCUGGAUGCCAACAACUGCGACUACGAGCAACGGGAGCGUUUCCUGCUGUUCUGCGUGCACGGCGACGCCCGGCAGGACAACCUGGUCCAAUGGGAGAUGGAGGUCUGCAAGCUGCCCCGCCUCUCCCUCAAUGGGGUCCGCUUCAAGAGGAUAUCUGGCACCUCCAUCGCCUUCAAAAACAUUGCAUCCAAAAUCGCUAAUGAGCUGAAGCUGUAAAAACAGGAAGACUGCAUUCAUUCAUUCAUGGGAUCAGGGUAUAGAUUCAGACAUGAUGUACAGUUUCCACUGUUUUUGAAUGUACUGGUAUUGCGGCUAAUAUGUGUUUGGCCAGUGGGGAAAAAAAAACAAAUAUCCAACCUCCUCCAGCCCCCCCCCCCCCCCCGUGCCUCCAUGUAAAAUAAGUAGUUAGAAAAUGACCCUCAUUGCAAUAAAGUUAGAGCUUUGUUUUUAAUGAUCUGUAAAAUUCAGUUCUGUAUACUGAACUGCAAUAGCUUAAAAUACAUUUUCUUUUCUUUUCACAUGUACAGGUAAGCAUAGAGCAUUAUGUUCAUAGAGUUGUAUAAUACGAAAAGAAUCCUGUAGCUUAACAUCUUGUAUAGUUGUCUUGAUUUCUGUACAUAAAUUGUAUGUUUUAAUGUCUAAUACUGUGUAAUUUGAGUUGAAGAAAGUCCUUAGAUUAUAGUUUUUACCUCCACUAUGUGAAGUUUUUUUAAUUUUUAUUUUAAACUUAUUUUUAAUCUCAUUGUUUUUUGUUUUUUUUUUUCUCUUCGGUUUUUUUAAGAUUUAUCACAAUAUUGAAACAGAUCUAAAUUUAAAACACCACAAAGUAGUUUCUUUCUGGCAUUCUCCCUGCCUGGUUUUAAAAGGAGAGUAGUGUUAUAAAUUGUUACUCACCGGUACACUGACAGCAACACAACCCUCACAAAGACAUUGUUCAGGUGUUCAGGUUCAACCGACUGAGAGCAAAGGUCCUCUCAACCUGUUUUCAAUGGAACUGUAGAAGUCUACUAUUACAAUAGCUGUUGAAUCAACUGUUCAGUGAUUGGAUGAUUUCUUGUCCCAGUGUAACUUGUUUGUGCUGAAUAUUUUAUCAGAUUUCUUGUAUUUAUUCCACAACAUUAUGCCUGUAAUGAGCAGCUUUGUAAUUAUUAGGCAUUCAUCUAUACAAAAAAAAUGUAUGAUUUAAGAAUUUUUUUUUCUUCGUAAUUAGUGAUUAUAAACGUAUGUAAAACCACUAGUGCUGGUACAUUUAUACUUGUUAUUUUGUACUGAAUUAACCAUAUAGGUUAAUUGUGCAAUGAUAUUUCAUGUUAUAAUUACUGUAAUAUUGACAUAUGGGCCCCAUCUGCACACUUUGUUGUGAAGAAUAGGAAAAUCACUUUAAUUUAAAAAAAAAAAAAAGAAGAAAAAGCUGUGAUAAUCCCUGGAACCAUGAUUAAAUCAGAAUGGACAUCAAUCUUGCUAUCCUGCAGUGGCAGUAUAACACUAUCGGAAGGACUGUAAAUACUGUAUUGUAGUGUGUGAUGUAGCUUACUUCCUGUGGUUGUUCUGUUCCAGAGUGGAUGUUCAUUUUGUUGCCUUAGCUGAUGAUAAUGCUCAGAAAAAAGAAGGUAAAAUGUACCCCCUUUACCCAGUGUUCAUUCAAGGGAGUCUGAUGCAAAUCCUCCUGAUUCAGUCUCACUGGUGCACUAUAUUAAAACUUACUUGAAAGGAGUCUCAAGCUAAAACUGUUGUCUUCUUUUGUUACUGUGUACUGUAUGUGAAGUUGUGUCAGUUAUUAUUAUUAUUAUUUAUUUCUUAGCAGACGCCCUUAUCCAGGGCGACUUACAAUUGUUACAAGAUAUCACAUUAUACAUUAUUUCACAUUAUACAGAUAUCACAUUAUUUUUACAUACAAUUACCCAUUUAUACAGUUGGGUUUUUACUGGAGCAAUCUAGGUAAAGUACCUUGCUCAAGGGUACAACAGCAGUGUCCCCCACUGGGGAUUGAACUCACAACCCUCUGGGCAAGAGUCCAGAGCCCUAACCACUACUCCACACUUGAAGACAUCUAUUUUAAUGAUCUAAACAACGACGGAUAUAAGUACUGCCACCUUUUAAGUCCAGACUCUCAGUUUUGGCAUUGCAUGCCACCGUUUAAUAGUUUGAGUAACAGCUUUUACUCUGCUGUUUGUAUCAUUUGACUUCUACACCAGUGUAAUAAUAUAGUAUACCACCAAACUAUCAAGAAACCACUCAUUAUUAUGAUUAUUAUUAUGAUUAUUAUUAUUAUUAUUAUUAUUAUUAUUAUUAUUAUUAUUAUUAUUAUUAUAAACAUAUAAGAAUAACAUAUUUUUUUGGAGCACCAUCGUGUACACAAUAUUUAUGAUGAUCGAUGUCAUCGUAGGCUCUGCUCAAUAUGAAAAGAAACAGAAAUGUACUGAGUGACAAUGCUGGUUUUUUUUGCAUGCAUUUAAUAUGCAUAUACUGAAACUGACUAAAAAUGCAAGGUUCAUUCUCCUUAUUUGUUUACAAUUACUUUUCACUGACCCCUUAUUUUUUUAAUUAGAUUAAUGCUAUAAGCAGCCCCUUUACAUGAUGAUCCUCUGGUAGUGCUGCAAGAACAAAGUUAGAAUACAUGCAGGACAUUUUGGGAACUCUAGGGGGUAUUGUCAUAACAGUUACAAUGAUUGAAAUAGAAAAUUGGAGCUAACAAUACCGUGAAAAAGGCUAUAACCUCAUCGCUCAAGUAUUUUAUUGUUGAAUAAGCACCAUACUUACCAAACUACUUUUUUUGUUGUUUUCAUGGAAAAAGUACUUACCCAAUUAAAAUUGUAUUGUCAGAAAAUAAGAUGCCUUAGCUGAGGGUUUCCCAAUCCUGGUCCUGGAGGACCCCUGUGUCUGCUGGUUUUCAUUCAAACUGAGUUCCCAAUUACUUAAUGAAACCCUUAAUUGAACUAAUAAUGUGCUUAAUUAAACCUUUUUUUCAAUUGUUAUCAGCUCCUAAAAAGUUGCCAAUUUUCUUAUAAUUUCUUAAAAUUGUAUAGUUAACUUGAAAUCUCCCAACUGUUUAAAAGCUGAAAACAGUUAAAAAGGUCUAAUUAAGCUAAUGAAUAGUUCAAUUAAGGGUUCAAUUAAGUAAUUGAUAACUCAGUUGGAAUGAAAACCAGCAGACAGGGGUCCCCAAGAUUGGGAAACAUUGCCUUAGCUUACACUUUUAGUUCAGUUAGCUGUAUAAUGUAAUGUUUAGUUUAAUUAUAAAAUGAGUAGGGCAGCAGUGUGGAGUAGUGGUUAGGGCUCUGGACUCUUGUCCAGAGGGUCGUGGGUUCAAUCCCAGGUCGGGGGACACUGCUGCUGUACCCUUGAGCAAGGUACUUUAUCUAGAUUGCUCCAGUAAAAACCCAAUUAUAUAAAUGGGUCAUUGUAUGUAAAACUAAUGUGUAAUAAAAUAAUAAUAAUGUAAUUGUAUGUAAAAAAAAAUAAUAUGAUAUCUUGUAACAAUUGUAAGUCGCCCUGGAUAAGGGCGUCUGCUAAUAAAUAAAUAAUCACAAAACCCACCCCUAUUUCUUAAGGUUAUCCUUUAAAAUGUGGGUAAAUUCGUUCAGCAAAUUAUUUUUU
This is a messenger RNA of Acipenser ruthenus (sterlet), 6307 nucleotides long. Its product is annotated as serine/threonine-protein kinase MARK1-like. Bases 458 to 2926 code for a protein of 822 amino acids. The transcript is spliced from 20 exons. Lineage: Eukaryota; Metazoa; Chordata; Actinopteri; Acipenseriformes; Acipenseridae. Gene Ontology annotation, cellular component: cytoplasm. Gene Ontology annotation, molecular function: protein serine/threonine kinase activity; ATP binding; tau-protein kinase activity. Gene Ontology annotation, biological process: intracellular signal transduction; microtubule cytoskeleton organization; protein phosphorylation. The record is from RefSeq and is a predicted model, not a curated record.